GCCGCCGCCGCCCGCCGCCAUGCGGUUCCGCUUCGGGGUGGUGGUGCCGCCCGCGGGCGCCGGGGCCGCGCCGGAGCUGCUGGUCGUGGGGUCGCGGCCCGAGCUGGGGCGCUGGGAGCCGCGCGGGGCCGUGCGCCUGAGGCCGGCGGGCUCGGCGGCGGGCGGCGGGGCGCGGGCGCUGCAGGAGCCGGGCCUGUGGCUCGGGGAGGUGGAGCUGGCGCCCGAGGAGGCGGCGCGCGACGGGGCGGGGCCGGCCCGCGUGGGCACCUUCUGGUACAAGUUCCUGAAGCGGGAGCCCGGAGGAGAGCUCUCCUGGGAAGGCAAUGGACCUCACCACGACCGUUGCUGUACUUAUAAUGAAAACAACUUGGUAGAUGGUGUUUACUGUCUCCCAAUAGGACACUGGAUUGAGGCCACUGGGCACACCAAUGAGAUGAAGCACACCACAGACUUCUAUUUUAAUAUUGCAGGCCACCAAGCCAUGCAUUAUUCAAGAAUUUUACCAAAUAUCUGGCUGGGUAGCUGUCCUCGUCAAGUGGAACAUAUAACCAUCAAACUGAAGCAUGAAUUGGGAAUCACAGCUGUAAUGAAUUUCCAGACUGAAUGGGAUAUUGUACAGAAUUCCUCAGGCUGUAACCGCUACCCAGAACCUAUGACUCCAGACACCAUGAUUAAACUGUACAAGGAAGAAGGCUUGGUCUACAUCUGGAUGCCGACACCAGAUAUGAGCACUGAAGGCCGAGUACAGAUGCUGCCCCAAGCCGUCUGUCUCCUGCACGCGCUGCUCGAGAAUGGACACACCGUGUACGUUCACUGCAACGCCGGGGUCGGCAGGUCCACCGCGGCCGUCUGUGGCUGGCUCCAGUACGUGAUGGGCUGGAAUCUGAGGAAGGUGCAGUACUUCCUCAUGGCCAAAAGGCCAGCUGUGUACAUUGAUGAAGACGCACUGGCCCGGGCAGAAGAAGACUUUUUUCAGAAAUUUGGGAAGGUUCGUUCUUCCGUAUGCAGUGUGUAGGUGGCAUGUCUGCCUCCUUACCCUCCCAAUUUCUUUAGGAACCCGAUUUGCUUAGGUGAUAUUAGUAGAAUGACCUAGAGACAAUGAUUCCACCAGAACUUGGCUUUUCCCACAGCCCAUCCCCUUGAGUUUGGAGCUGGCUUUCUAUUAUGCUUUGGUUGGGGUGUAUUUUUCUUUGAAAUAUUUUGCAGUGGAAGCUGUGACUGACUGACCCACGAGAAAAAGCCACAAGCAAUUGGACUGUGCAGUGUUCUCGCAUUGGACAGAAAAGCAAUGUGUGCAGUUCCUCCUGCCUAUAGGCAGACCGGCCCUUGGCUUUACAGAUGCUGCAUUUUUGGGAUUAUGAAUUAAUGACUGCACCUUCUCAUUGCAUUGUAAUGUGACACACAGAACAAAAGAUGGGGGGAUACAUAGAUUUGAUCACUUGCAUAUUGAUAUACACACAUACACACAUAUGCGCAGCUUUUCUGCUCAGCUGAAUUGAAAUGAUAAAAUGAGAGCUGAUCAGUUGCCAAAGAAAGGAGUAUGGAUAGAAGCCUGAAGCUCCCAUGACUUGAAAGUGAUGGCUUUCUAGACUUUGUGUUGACAUCCUGCUUCCUACUUAUUCAAGUCAGUUCCUGGGCAUCACCUUUUCUACCCACAACCCUGCGUGCCAACCACAGUAGAGUUAUUGUCCCUUUCUUUGGUUUAAUUGAGGCUCAUUGAGGUUAGACAGCUUGCUCAAGGUCUCAUGGCUAGUCAGGGACCAGCCAGUGUUUAAAAUUCACGUUUAUGUGACUCAGUGCUUUCAACACAACUUAUGGUUUUUCCAGCAUUAUGUAGUGGAUUCAUAAUGUAGUGUUUCUCCCUCUUAGAGUAAGGUCAGUUUUUCUGCAGCACUUUCUAUGGUGAGAAAUGGAAGAGCAUUCUGAUUAGUUGCCAAGGAAUUUAGGAAAGUAGUUAUAUUUUGUGCAACCUAAUUUAAAACAUGAUGGACUGUGUCAACACCCAGGUGGUCUGAGACAUAGCUCAUGAGAGGGGCUGUCCUACUAGGAAAGCCCAAAUCUGUAGAUAUUGUUGCACAGCUUAGAAGCUAUCCUGUUUCAGCCCUCAAUUUAAAACAAUACACAGUUACUGUGCCUCCAGAAUAUGUGGCUCACUAUCCUAGGUUCCAUAAGAAAUAUAGACAUGAAUAAGUCUUUGCCUUCAAAAAGCUCACAGCCCAGAAACAGCCCAGGGUUCAAUCAACCAUACUGCAGGACUGAACUAUGAAUGCUAUGCCAGAAUAGAGGAAGGAGAAGUAGGUGUAUUGGGUGCUUCAUAUGUGCCAGGCGCUUUACAAUUUUAAUUUAACCUUCACAGUACUCUAUGAAGCUGUUUCAUUACCUCUGAUACCUAGAGAGAAAACCAAAGUUCAGAGAGUUCAGUCAACUGCCCAGGAUCACAUGGUGAAGAAAUAGAUGAACUGAGAUACAAAGCUAGAUUCGUCUAAUUCAGCACCUGUGCUUUUCCUAUUAAACUGUAAUACCUGCUUA
Molecule: messenger RNA, 2529 nt
Organism: Nyctereutes procyonoides (raccoon dog)
Lineage: Eukaryota; Metazoa; Chordata; Mammalia; Carnivora; Canidae
Gene: EPM2A
Product: EPM2A glucan phosphatase, laforin
Exons: 4
Coding region: 20-1015 (331 amino acids)
Biological process (GO): protein dephosphorylation
Cellular component (GO): nucleus; cytoplasm
Molecular function (GO): starch binding; protein tyrosine/serine/threonine phosphatase activity; protein tyrosine phosphatase activity
Source: RefSeq, a predicted model, not a curated record